CCUAAUACGUCAUCACGUCAGUGUGUGGCUGACCGUCACACUGAGGAAACAUGGCGGCGCACUGGCUCUCUCCAUCACUGAACAGGCUGCUGUUUGCUGUAAAGUAUGCCUCACUCCAGUCCAGAUGCUGUGCCAUACACUGCAAUGCUUAUUAUUCCACUGUCUACAACCCCAAUGAAAAGACCUUUGAUAAGAUCCUAAUUGCCAACAGAGGAGAGAUUGCCUGUAGGGUGAUCAAGACAUGUCGCAAGAUGGGCAUCCAGACUGUAGCUGUUCACAGUGAUGUCGACUCGAGUGCCGUUCAUGUGAAGAUGGCUGACGAAGCAGUGUGUGUCGGCCCUGCCCCCACCAGUAAGAGCUACCUGAACAUGGAUGCCAUCAUGGACGCCGUCAGAUCGACUGGAGCACAAGCUGUUCAUCCUGGCUAUGGGUUUCUCUCUGAAAACAAAGAGUUUGCAAAGCGACUGGCAGCAGAGGAUGUAGCAUUCAUUGGCCCAGACACCCAUGCUAUCCAGGCUAUGGGGGAUAAAAUUGAGAGCAAGCUGAUCGCUAAGGCUGCCAAGGUCAACGUCAUCCCAGGAUUUGAUGGAGUCGUAGAGAAUGCUGAGGAUGCUGUGAAGAUCGCACAGGAAAUUGGCUACCCAGUGAUGAUCAAAGCAUCUGCAGGAGGAGGAGGGAAAGGGAUGAGGAUUGCUUGGAACGAUGAGGAGACGAGGGAAGGUUUCCGGUUCUCGUCUCAGGAGGCAGCAUCCAGCUUUGGUGACGACAGGCUGCUCAUUGAGAAGUUCAUAGACAACCCCAGGCACAUAGAGAUCCAGGUGCUUGCUGAUAAACAUGGUAGUGCUCUGUGGCUGAAUGAGAGGGAGUGCUCCAUCCAGAGGAGGAACCAGAAGGUGGUGGAAGAAGCUCCCAGCACUUUCCUGGAUCCCGAGACACGGCGGGCGAUGGGUGAGCAGGCAGUGCAGCUGGCCAAGGCUGUGCAGUACUCCUCUGCCGGCACCGUGGAGUUCCUGGUGGAUUCGAAUAAGAACUUCUACUUUCUGGAAAUGAACACACGACUACAGGUGGAGCAUCCGAUUACAGAGUGCAUUACUGGCCUGGACUUGGUGGAGCAGAUGAUCAGGGUUGCCAAGGGUUACAAACUGCAGCACAAACAGAAAGAUAUCCCAAUAAACGGCUGGGCCAUUGAGAGUCGUGUCUACGCUGAGGAUCCUUACAAGUCUUUUGGUCUUCCCUCCAUUGGACGGCUGUCAGGAUACCAAGAGCCUCUCAACCUCAGUAAUGUCCGUGUGGACAGUGGCAUUCAGGAGGGAAGUGACAUCAGCAUCUACUAUGAUCCCAUGAUCUCUAAGUUGGUUACCUAUGGAGCUACGCGAGCAGAGGCUCUUGCCAGAAUGGAGGACGCGCUGGAUAACUAUGUUAUCAGAGGUGUGACGCACAACAUCCCCCUCCUGAGGGAAAUCAUCACCCACCCCCGCUUUAUCUCUGGUGAUAUCAGCACCAACUUCCUGCCGGAGGUUUAUCCCGAUGGCUUCAAGGGUCACCAGCUGAAUGUAGACACACGCAGGGAGCUGUUGGCCUCGGCAGCAGCGCUCUACAUCACUGCUCAGCUCCGCUCCCAGAAGGUCCUGGGUGACCUGAGGGUGUCAUCUUCUCCCGUGGAAUGUAGCACCUGGGAGCUGCAUGUGGAGCUAGAGGACGGAAGCCAUUCUGUGGAGGUUACCAAAUCAGGAAAUGUUUAUACCGUGGAGGUAGAUGGAGGAAAGGUGGAAGUCAGUGGACAGUGGAACCUGGCUUCUGCACUGCUACCACUCACCAUCAACGGCACAGACAGGAUGCUACAGUGUCUGUCCAGAGAUGCUUCAGGAAGGAUUGUCUUGCAGUUCAUGGGCACAUCGUUUAAGGUUCGCGUUCUGUCAAAGUUAGCUGCAGAGUUCAACUCCUACAUGCCAGAAAAAGUACCAGAAGACACCAGCAGCAUCCUGCGCUCACCGAUGCCAGGCACAGUGGUGGCUGUGUCCGUCAAGCCUGGAGAUACGGUUGCGGAGGGUCAGGAGAUCUGUGUGAUUGAAGCCAUGAAGAUGCAGAACAGUUUGACUGCUGUCAAGCAGGCAAAGGUUAAGAGUGUCCACUGUAAGCCUGGAGAGACGGUGGGAGAGGGAGACCUGCUGGUAGAGCUUGAAUAAAACACAACCUUUGAUGUGUGACAUCAGCAUUUGGAUGAGCCCUGCACAGAGGAGGACCUGCACUGGCAAACAGACUGGACAAUAACUGAUGAUUGAUUUAUUUGCCAGUGGUCAGUCUCCAGAGUGGCCCCUCCCACCCAGCAGAGUUUAGUUUCCCCAAUGGUGACUCUCAGCUGAGCUAUGAGCUCAGCAGUGUUACAGUGUCCUCUCCACAUGUCACACUCAUCCACGUUGCUUGUUUAGAUGCAGCUGACUUGAAAAAAACACUUGUAAAUCUUUCUGUUCUGCUCCUGUUUUGUGUGUUUUUUAGAUCUGAUCGUUAGUUUUUGUUAAAGGCUCAGUUCACCCACAUUACAGAAAAUCAUUUUACCACAGUGCUGUCUUACCUUGCAGAAGGCUUUGGUUUUAGGUGCUGAGGUCUUGAGAUAUUUGCAUAGGAAAUGUCUGCUGCCAGUCCUGUACACUUGACAUGGACCUUUAGUUUAAAAGCUGCUGAUGAGUUUUUCAAAUGUAAUUUUGUAAAAUUCCAUUUAUCCUUAUUGUAUUGGAGUGGAGGCAGAAAUCUCAGAUACAGGUGUUUUAAAAAAAACCAAAACAGCAUAGCUCGAUAGCACUCAAGGUAAGUAGGAAAAGUUUUGUAAUUUGGUUGUACUGACAUUUUGAGCUGACACUCUACAUACAACCAAUAAAGUGCUCCUUCUUUUCCACGUACAAUAACUCUGAACUGCUGUCUGGCUACAUCAGAAACAACAGAUAAAACCAGAGAAGGUAACUUCUGGAGAAAAUGCUGUGGGGCUACUUCCCCAGGAGGAGAGUGGGCAGCACCUUCUGACACUUUUUAGUCCUACUAUGGUGGCGGCAUGUCCCGCCCCACUCCAAGGAAAAUAUUACAGAAGGAGAGGUCAUGAUGCCAGUGGCAGAGUUUGAAUUUUGCAUUGGAACCAGAGUUUGAUGCCACUUCUAUUGGAGUAAAUGGGGCAGUAAAUCACACUAUAACCAGUCAUAUCUUUACUGUUUCAACUUUCCAUGAAAAUCCCUUCACCAUAUUACAAAACCAGUCCAUUCUCAUUUCAAAGUUGUCAAAUACCGCAGCUUUGUCAGUGAUUUUGGCGUCAGACACCUGAUGCCAAAAGUGGCCUUGCCUGGCAGUAUGAUACGCUGUCAGAAUGUCAUUGACCAUGCGUACGGCCCCAGUGGCCAUUCUCUACCAUCUAGCACAGAGUGCCACUCUACCAAGAGUGCCUCCAUGUGAUAGGUGACCCUUAAAGGGGUGCCCUGCAAGGACAUAUGUGUGGCCUCAUGGGCGUCGCCGAUCACAUUUUCCAGAUAAUAGUUAAUGUUGCCACCCUUUAUCAAUUGGGUGAGGUUCUUCUGCUUCAUCUUCAUAGUUACUCUGUCUGCCAUGUAUGAAAUAGCACAAAAGUUACAGAUGAAACUACGGUUCUAUGGAUCUUGGAUGAUCCUGAAAAACAUUCUGUAGAAAUGAUCUUGUGGAUGACAUAAAUUAUAACCUAACCAGGGUCAUCCAAGGUCACAGCUGUCUUUGUUGAUAUAAAUACUGAGACUGAAGAUAUUCAGUGUUAAGUACUGCCUCUGGAAAUCAUUCAGGAUUCAUAGAACUCUUACAUCCAUAACUUUCUAUUCAUAAAUGACUCUCUCCCAAAAAUAUUUGUCAAUGCACACAAAAAUACUUAUUGUUGUAUACAUGUAAGAAAAAAAACACCAAUAUAAUAAUAAAUGUAAUAAUAAACCCACCCGUAUUUAGAAGUAUUUGCAUUUUUCAUAAAAAAAAUGUAUUUGGAUGUUAUUAGAUUUGAAUACUGAUUGCUGAACCUGGAUAUGCAAACUGCUUGUCAUGUAUAAACCUCACCACAUUUGUGUAUGUGUGUGUAUGUGUUUAAAGACUCUGGUGCUUGAUUCACAAAUGAAUUUUAUUCCACAGGGAAUUAUCUGUACCCAAUCAGAUGCCUCCUUCUGUUUCAGCCAAUCACACAAGUGUAAAUUCAAGGGUAUGAUUCAAUGUGAUCCUAUGUGAUUACAUGGCAUUAUACUGGCGCAAUUCUGAACACGAGGAUGGAUAUCACAUUAACUACAUCCAGCUACCUGGAGGUCCACCUCAUCAUGGCGUCUGGUGGCGGUGCUCCAAGUGUAGAUUACAACUGUCUUGGGGUGCAUGAUUAGAUGUUUGAGUUCUGAAUGCUUGCUAAGUUAAUGGUGUGGCAUUAAACACUGAUGUUAGCUACAGAUUAAUUAUAUAUUGCUAAUAAUGACAACAUAGAAUCACUAGCUAGCCAUUAUAUGAUCCAAUUAAGGUUGGACAACAUAAUCGUACUGAUGACUUACUUGUCCGAGGCUGUCUGUUAGCAUCAUGUAGCUUAUAAGAAUGCAUUAUAAGAAUGAGUCCCAAAAACACACACACAUGCAGUUAAGUUCACACAUGACAAGCCGUUUAUAUGUAGGUUUAACAGUCUAUAUAUAAAUGUAACAUCCAAAUAUAUAUUUUUGGCCUGUAAUGGUAAAUGGACUACACUUGUAUAGCGCCUUUCUAGUCUUCUGACCACUCAAAGGGCUUUUACACUACAUGUCACAUUCACCUAUUCACAUUCACACACUGGUGGCAGAGGCUACCAUACAAGGUGCCACCUGCUUCUUAGAUGAACACUCAUAUGCAUUCACACACGCAAUUUGGGGUUCAGUAUCUUGCCUAAGGGUGCUUUGACAUGCCGUGACAUUUGACUAAAGGAGCUGGGGAUUGCAGCACAGGGCCCCAGGGUUAGAAUCAAACCCACACUGCUGUAAUUAAAGACACAUUAUUGUGCAUUUCCACUAGAUUUGCCAACAGCGGGCGUCUUGACGAUUCACGCUUUUUGUAUAUUCAGUCACGCAGGGCCUGGUGGAAUUGUAGUGGCAAGUUUGGAGAGGGGGUAUGCGGUGCAUUCAGUGGUCUGCAUUGGCGUACCGUAGACUACAUUCAACUCCAUGCAAAUGAAUAUGAAUUUUUCCUUUUUUUUUUCUUUUUUCAAAACAACCGGGAGCCACUGGGGACGGGCUAAAGAGCAUAUGGCUCCAGAGGGACAGGUUACCGAUCCCUAGUCCAGAGCAAUGCAGAUGAUAGGGGUGGGGGGGAAAAAAUUAAUACAGCAUAGUAUUGCAAUAUUUUUGUGUGGCGAUAUCAUAUCAUCACACAGUGCCGAGUAUCGAUUUUUUUAUUCUAUAAAUUAUCAAUAUGACAAAUACAAAUUAAUUAUUAGGUAGCCUACAGGAACAAUAUAAUCAAUAGUUUUUUCAGUCCGCUAGAUACAUUUUGCUGCUGCAAGAAAAUGAUGUGAGAUGAACAGACUGAAAACUUUAUCUUAUUAGAUAAAACAGAUGUUGAUACAGUUUUCCUUUGGGGACAUAAUUUACAGUUGAAAAAAAUAAAUGAAUAAUAAAUUGCAACAUAUUUUAUUGUAAUACUUGGCAUAUUGCAACAUACUUAAAUUCACAAUAAUAAUGUAUAGUGACUUAUGUAUCAUGAUAAUAUAGUAUCGUGAAUCCUCUGAUGAUUCCUACCUUUUGUGGAUGACUUACAAAACUUGGACCAAGCUGUCAAACUAGGCGAUGUAGUUAAAUUGCCUAUUUUCUACCUCAAAUGCUUUCAUAAAUACAUCUUUGUGGAUUGUUUCGAUGUAAUAACAGCAAGUUAAUGAGCAGACUCCCAUGUUGUUCCUGUUUGAAAGAGCGAGCAGAGAGCCAAGGACCCAACCAGCAGUACGUUAACUUGUCACAGCAUGUCACUUCGCUUUGGAAACGUGGUGUCAGUACAUGGGGCGCAUGCACUACCAGGUGAGCUACACUAUGGUGCGCCCUGUGACCCUCAAAUUCAAACUGACUUUGCUGCAUUUCUCUGCUGCACUUGGAGGGGCCUUAGGAAUUGAACAACCAUAUUGAACCAUUUUGACAUUUCUGGUGCUGAAAAGUGCAUGUAGACGAAUUUUGGGAGACGCUGUGCAAUGUGGAAAAUGGUGACAAUUACACUUGUGCAUAAUUUUAACACAACCAGAGCUGUUAAGAAGCAAACCCUCACAGCUUUAUUUGUAUGACUACAAGUUCCAAACUACAUCUGCAAACACAGAGUGCAUGGAUCAUGAAAGAAACCUAAAAUGCAUGACAUGAUGGCUGACACAAUCUCUGGACAGUCCAGCAGCAGGUCGCUGCACUGUGUGACUGUGGCAUGGAAUGAACCCACUUUCUGUGUCAGAUACUGGAAAAAGGCUUGUAUGAGUUAUGAUUCAUUUCAUUCAGAUUAUAUGCAGAUAGAUACUGUAUGUUCAAAAUUACAACCCAGUGUACACAUGCUCACACAGAAACAUUUUAGGCACACAAACAAAGAAAAUAGUCAUCUGUUGGAGGAAGAGACUCCUCUUGCUUGAAGAAAUGAAGAGGUGAAGGUUCAGAUUGUAAUGUUCAGUUAAGUUAGACAGUGCUGAAUGUUCCAGAGGUUAAUGGGAGAAAGCACCCUCUAGCCAUAUAAAUAGUCUGUUGUGUAUUUGGAUCCUUUAGUCCACUUUGACCACACUGUAGAUCUUGGUGACAAACCAGAAACAGGCAAAGAAGCCGAUUGAACCUGUG
Epinephelus moara (kelp grouper) is the source of this 6797-nucleotide messenger RNA. It is a transcript of the gene pcca, whose product is annotated as propionyl-CoA carboxylase subunit alpha. Gene Ontology annotation, molecular function: metal ion binding; ATP binding; propionyl-CoA carboxylase activity. NCBI's taxonomy places the organism in Eukaryota, Metazoa, Chordata, Actinopteri, Perciformes, Serranidae. The record is from RefSeq and is a predicted model, not a curated record. The transcript has 23 exons. Bases 51 to 2186 code for a protein of 711 amino acids. Gene Ontology annotation, cellular component: mitochondrion.